Messenger RNA from Selaginella moellendorffii, 1655 nucleotides. RefSeq names its product protein ZINC INDUCED FACILITATOR-LIKE 1. The record is from RefSeq and is a predicted model, not a curated record. Gene Ontology annotation, biological process: transmembrane transport. Gene Ontology annotation, molecular function: transmembrane transporter activity. Bases 102 to 1541 code for a protein of 479 amino acids. Lineage: Eukaryota; Viridiplantae; Streptophyta; Lycopodiopsida; Selaginellales; Selaginellaceae. The transcript has 17 exons.
CUCCUUUCCAGCGAGAAGCUCAGAGAGAGGAGCAUUGUCGCAAUCGUAGAGCUGUGUCGCGCGCCACUGGCGUCUAGGGUUUUGCGCGAUCCCCGAGCCAUAUGGAGGAGCCGCUGCUAGGACGCGAUCGUCAACAGCCGGAGCUCGAGUUCCCGGAUUGUCCCGGCUGCCAGAUAUGGCGGCUCCGCGAGAAGGGAUCGCCGCCGCCGCUGAAGCAGCUGGUGUCCCUGGGAUUCGUGGUUCUUUGCAAUGCGCUGCCGAUUUCCGUGCUUUACCCGUUUCUAUAUUUUAUGGUGCGUGAUUUCCAUGUUGCGAAAACCGAGAGCGAUAUUGGCUUCUACGCAGGAUGGAUUGGAUCGUCGUUUAUGGCUGGACGUUUCUUCACUGCUGUGUUCUGGGGCUACUUGGCGGAUAGGAUUGGCCGGAGGCCAGUGAUGGUGCUUGGAAUUGUGUCAGUGUUGGUCUUCAACACGUUGUUUGGCGUGAGCACGAGCUUCACCAUGGCUCUGGUGACCCGGUUUUGCCUUGGCAGCUUCAAUGGCAUGCUUGGUCCGGUUAAGGCGUACGCAUCGGAGAUUUGCAGCGACGAGCAUCAAGCACUAGGUGUGUCGGUCGUUGGCACAACUUGGGGGCUAGGACUUAUAGUUGGACCAGCUCUGGGGGGGUUCCUGUCGCAGCCGGCUGUAAAGUAUCCGAAUGUUUUCCACCAUGGAUCCCUCUUUGCACGGUUUCCAUACUUAUUGCAAGCUCUGGUUGUCUCCGCGAUAGCGUUACUCGGUCUCUGUAUGUGUUUUACUCUACCUGAAACACUCCACAAGCAUCCUAAAAGGAACAUAUCAGCUGCUGAAGACAAGCAACCGGCAAGAAAGCAGUCGAUUCUCAAGAACUGGCCAUUCCUUGCAUCAACAACUGUGUAUUGCCUUUGGUCCCUCCAUGACAUUGCCUACACAGAGAUUUUCUCACUGUGGGCUGUUAGUCCAAGAUUACAAGGAGGACUUAGCUUCACUAGUUCUGACGUUGGAGAAGUCCUGGCUAUUUCAGGUUUCGCCAUGCUUGUUUUCCAGCUUACAAUUUUUCCGGCUGUUGCGAACAUGCUUGGGCCUAUUUUCAUGACUCGGAUAUCAGCUAUCCUGGCAAUUCCUAUACUUUGUAUAUAUCCUCUCAUGUCAAAGCUGGAAAACGUUUGGCUGUGGGUAGUCUUGCUCACUGCCUCCGUGCUUAAGUUCGUGCUCACCACGGCCACAAUGACCGGAUCGUUUCUUCUGAUAAACAACUCCGUGACUCAAGAACAGAGAGGUGCUGCAAAUGGACUGUCACUAAGCGUUGUUUCUCUUUUCAAGGCUCUUGGCCCGGCAGGAGGAGGUUCAGUGUUUGCUUGGGCUCAAAAGCGCCAGCACGCAGCCUUCCUUCCAGGGGACGAGCUGGUGUUCUUCUUCCUCAUUUUCUUUGCCUUUCUUACGGUCCUGGCCACGCUCAGGCCUUUCUUGCCCGCGUCCACCAACAAGCUUCAAGACGAGAAAGCAGCGGAUCAGCUAGCUUGAUGUCAAUCCAGUGACAAGAUCCUGGCAUGACAACCAUUCCACUACAUAGCGAUGUAAAAAAACUCGAGCUUCGAUACUACUCGGCUGCGCAAUGAAAAACAUUCGUCGAAGAUU